Messenger RNA from Podospora anserina S mat+, 1287 nucleotides. RefSeq lists its product as uncharacterized. Gene Ontology annotation, molecular function: glucan endo-1,3-alpha-glucosidase activity. The transcript has 8 exons. NCBI's taxonomy places the organism in Eukaryota, Fungi, Ascomycota, Sordariomycetes, Sordariales, Podosporaceae. Gene Ontology annotation, biological process: mating projection tip cell wall disassembly. Bases 1 to 1287 code for a protein of 428 amino acids. The record is from RefSeq and is a predicted model, not a curated record.
AUGGGCUAUUUAAAGACCAAGUUCAAACGCCUGCUCGAAAAGAUCGAGGACAGGAUCGAAGGUGAAAAGGAGCCCGAGACCAACGAUGACCGGAAAGUCUUUGCCCACUACAUGGUUGGCCUGACAUGUCACCAAACUGUCGAGCAAUGGGUCCACGAUAUCAAGACUGCCAAAGAGGCCGGUAUCGAUGGCUUUGCUCUCAACAUUGGGCCUUCCGACCCGUGGACAGAGACUCAACUCUCUCAUGCCUAUCACGAGGCUGAGGAGCUGGGUGAGUUUGUCAUGUUUAUUUCUUUCGAUAUGGCCUGCGGAGAGUGGUCAGUUUCACAGGUUGUUGACCUCAUCAACCGCUUCAGGGAAUCAAGCGCACAGUUCAUUGUGGACGGGCGACCUUUGGUUUCAACUUUCGAGGGUCCAGGUUGGGCUGAAAAUUGGAUUUCAGUUCGGGAACAGACAGGCGACAUCUUUCUUGUUCCUGAUUGGUCUAGCCUUGGCCCAUAUGGAAUUUCUGAGAAGCUGGAUGUCAUUGACGGAGCUUUUUCGUGGGACGCCUGGCCCAAAGCUGGUCAAAAUCAAAUGAACAUCAACGAAGAUCUCUUGUACUGUGACAACCUCAAGGGCAAGAAAUACAUGAUGGGUGUUAGCCCAUACUUCUAUACGAACUUGCCGCAAUGGAACAAGAACUGGUACUGCUCAAGCGAGAGUCUGUGGCAUGAUCGAUGGCAACAAGUACUUGAUGUAUUGCCUGACUUUGUUCAGAUCAUCACAUGGAAUGACUUUGGCGAGUCGAGUUACAUCUGCGAUACUGUGCCAGCGCAAGUUGUAGAAGGCGCAGAAGAAUAUGUCAAUGGCUACUCGCACUCAGCCUUCCGAGCCGUCCUCCCAUACUUUAUCGCUGCAUAUAAGUCUGGUUCUCGUCUUGUGGAUUUUCCAGAAGACACGGUCAUUGCCUGGUACCGAACAACCCCGGCAAGUGCGGGAGAGGGUUGCGGCACCACCUGGGGCCAGGGCGGUGAGAUACCGGCGUCCCAAGGGGCAAGAGACGUCGUUUCGGUUAUGGCGUUGGUCAAGGUCCCAACCAACAUCACCGUCGCAAUCGGCAGCCGCUGGAAGAGUGUGGGCACCAGAAUCGACAGCCCCCUUUCCUAUUUUGAGAUUCCGUUUGAUGGCAGCGCCACCGGGCCUGUCACAAUUGCCAUGAACGGCAAAACCGUCGAGGGUCCCCCAAUAACGAAUGAAUGCCACGAGGGCCGGAUGCAUUUCAACUCGAUUGUGAUUCGGCUUUGA